Molecule: messenger RNA, 1128 nt
Organism: Cydia amplana
Lineage: Eukaryota; Metazoa; Arthropoda; Insecta; Lepidoptera; Tortricidae
Gene: nrv3
Product: sodium/potassium-transporting ATPase subunit beta-2-like
Exons: 7
Coding region: 45-1016 (323 amino acids)
Biological process (GO): potassium ion import across plasma membrane; intracellular potassium ion homeostasis; sodium ion export across plasma membrane
Cellular component (GO): sodium:potassium-exchanging ATPase complex
Molecular function (GO): ATPase activator activity
Source: RefSeq, a predicted model, not a curated record
AGCGCGAAUCGAUUCUGUACCGCAGUCGGGUUUGGAGCUUGAAGAUGGCGGACAAAACUAAGGUUACUGAGCAAUAUUACGCGCCGCCGCCCGACCUAGGAGGAUGGGAGUCUUUCAGGAUCUUCCUAUGGAACUCGGAGACGGGACAGUUCCUUGGACGCACUGGAUCGAGCUGGGCCAAAAUCCUGCUAUUCUACUUGAUCUUCUACGCGUGCCUGGUGGGCUUCUUCGCCGGGCUUCUAGCCGUCUUCUACCAGACCCUGGACAUGAAGGUGCCUAAGUGGCAGCUGGACAGCUCCAUCAUCGGCAGCAACCCUGGUCUUGGAUUCCGGCCGACGCCCGAGACGUCCAACGUGGAGAGCACCCUGAUCUACUACAGAGCCAACGACAAGGGCUCCGUGCUCAAGUGGGCUAAGGUCAUCGACGAGUUCUUGUACACUUACCGCCGCAAGGGCAGCGGCAGCGGCGAGGUGCCCGGCGCGGAGAACCGUGUGUCCUGCGGCUUCAACUCGGGCCCGCUGGGCGAAAAGCAGGUCUGCGACGUGCCCGUCGACGACUUCAAACCCUGCACCCCUGGCAACGAGUACAACUAUGCGCAAAGCGCGCCCUGCGUGUUCUUGAAGCUCAAUAAGAUUUUCAACUGGAAGCCGAACCUGUACAACACCACCGACGACCUGCCCGGCAACAUGCCAGAAGACCUUAAGCAUCACAUCAAAUCUAAAGCCGGCCAGAAUGAAGCAAACAUGGUGUGGGUGUCCUGUGAGGGUGAGAACUCCGCUGACAAGGAGAACAUCGGGCCGAUCAUCUACAUCCCGCAGCGCGGGUUCCCUGCCUACUACUACCCCUUCACCAAUAAGGAUGGCUAUCUCAGCCCGCUGGUCGCUGUGCUCUUUGAGAAGCCAAGGACGGGCGUCCUGAUCAACAUCGAGUGCAAGGCGUGGGCCAAGAACAUCUUCUACGACCACUACGAGCGGCGCGGCUCAGUCCACUUCGAGCUGAUGGUUGACAGCGCUUAAGCAACCAGCGCGGCGCAGGCGGCAACCGCGCAGCCCUGCCACCAAGACUGCUGAAUGAGUGUGUGAUUGGUGGAUUAACCACUCCUUUUCACUGUGGUUCUUAACUGGUCAC